This is a messenger RNA of Paramecium tetraurelia, 1026 nucleotides long. RefSeq lists its product as uncharacterized. Lineage: Eukaryota; Ciliophora; Oligohymenophorea; Peniculida; Parameciidae. The transcript is spliced from 3 exons. The record is from RefSeq and is a predicted model, not a curated record.
AUGAGUAGAUCCAUGAGAAAAGGAAAUACACCUGCACUCAAUAGUUAAAUCAGACCAUUCUCACCAAAUCUUACUUUUAAAACUGACUAAUUAGAAAAUCAGGUUCUCCAACCCUGUUAAGAAAAAGCAGAAGUUUAAUACUUGCGUUAUGAGAUCUAAUAGGAAAGAUAGAGAUCAUCUUAAUUGGAGCUGUAGUUGCAAUGCGAAAUCAAUUAGAGAGUGCAAAAUGAAUAACUAUUUAUCAAUGAUAUCAACAUGCUAAGGCAGCAAAAUGAAGAUUAUAAAUUUAGAUCCUAAGAACUUGAAAUUAAAUUCAGAGAAAAUAGCAUCUAUCAUUAGAACCUUUUGAAAGAGUCUAAUGACAAAGUUGUUGCAAUGAGUAUGGAAAUUGAAAGACUUCACAAUUAUUAAUUAAUUAGAUACAACGAUAAUGAGCAGAUUUUAAGAUAGAAUGAUUAAAAACAAUUAGCUUAAGAGCUGAUAGCAAUUUAGAAAUUAGUCGAAGAUUUGCGAAAUGAAUUAAUUACCAAAUAAAAAACUAUCUUUUAUUUGCAAGAAUAAUUAUAGAUGACUUAGUCAACAUAAAGAGAGAACAUUGGUCCAACUGGUAAACUGAGAGAACAAGAAAAAAACAUUGAUUAAUUAGUGAGCUAAAUAAAUGUUCUAACUUAAAUUUUAGAAGACAAAGAUAAUUCCAUGUAAUAGUAAAACAAACAAGUCGAGAAUAUUUAUAAUGAAUUAUAAUAAGUCACUUAAUUUAAUAGGUAAUUAAAUGAGGAAAAUCGAAAUUAAAAAUUGGCUCUAGAGCAAGGCUACAAAGAAAUUGAUAGAUUAAACAGAAUCAUUUUGCUCAAAAAUUAAGAAUUAUAAGAUUCAUACCACAAUGAAAACUUAGAUUGGAGAAGAAAUUUCUAAGAUUUAAAUGAAAAAUAUCAUAAAGCUCAAGAAUAAUUAUGUUUCGCAUAAGCUGAACUCGAAGCAUGUCGUGCCACUUAAAGAAUGACUUAUUUAUAAUAAGAUAAAUGA